Messenger RNA from Boeremia exigua, 1671 nucleotides. RefSeq lists its product as uncharacterized. The coding region runs from base 1 to 1671 and encodes 556 amino acids. Gene Ontology annotation, molecular function: protein binding. Gene Ontology annotation, cellular component: intracellular anatomical structure. The transcript has a single exon. The record is from RefSeq and is a predicted model, not a curated record. Lineage: Eukaryota; Fungi; Ascomycota; Dothideomycetes; Pleosporales; Didymellaceae.
AUGUUCGAUUCCUAUGAUUUGGGCAAAUAUUGCCGAAAAGCGAGCACAACAUCUGAAGAAGCCCAGACAUGGUUCAACCGCGGUCUUCUAUGGUGCUACUCGUUCAACCAUGAAGCAGCCGCGCAUUGCUUUGAACAAGCGAUUUCAUGCGAUCCGAAAUGCGUUAUGGCUUAUUGGGGUGUUGCAUAUGCUCUUGGGCCUAACUACAAUAAAUCCUGGAGGAUGUUCACACAAGAGGAUCGUAAGAGCUCUAUUACGAAAAUACGCGAUGUCCUCACUCAGGGGGCAGAUGUGGCCGCAAACCUCCUGCCAGUAGAGAGAGCAUUGGUCAAGGCACUCAACACUCGUGUUCCUACAAGUGGCGAUGAUGUGCCAGAGGAUCUCUCCACUUACGAUUACGCUUACGCCGAAGCCAUGCGCCCAGUACACGAAGCCCAUGGCGAAGAUCUCGAUGUGAUUACUUUGUUUGCCGACGCGAUCAUGUGCACUCGUCCACGCAGACUCUGGAAUCUCGAUACCGGAAAAACCACAGGUGCAGACAUAGAAGAAGCGAGAUCUGCGUUGGAGAAGGGGCUUGCACUUCCGGGCGGCCGCGAUCACCCAGGCCUUUGUCAUUUGUACAUUCAUAUGAUUGAGAUGUCUCCAUAUCCUGAGCUGGCCAUGACUGCCGCCGAUCAAUUGCGGCGCCUUGUGCCCGACGGUUCGCAUAUGCAACACAUGUCGACUCAUAUCGACAUUGCUUGUGGAGACUACCGUCGUGCGGUUGACUCCAAUAACAAUGCUGUACUUUCAGACGAAAAGUAUUUCGCAAAUGCUGGCCCUGCUGCUCCACUCUACCGAGUCUAUCGGUCACACAAUCUGCACGCUUUGGCGUACUCGGCAAUGAUGUCUGGGCAACGUGCAAUUGCUAUUAGCGCCGCAAAACGCAUACCGGAAGUGUUGACUCUAGACUUCAUGUCUAUCAAGACGCCGCGGAUGGUAGACUGGACCGAGUGGCAAUGGGCAACUCUGCCCCAUGUGCUGAUUCGGUUCGGACUCUGGGACCAGAUCCUGGAGCUCAGAGCACCAGUCGAUUCAGGUUUGCUAUGCGUUUCCACAGCUACUCUUAAGUAUGCAAGAGGCAUUGCGCUCGCGUCGCUUGGACGGAUUGAACAGGCAGUGCAGGCCAGGGCCGAAUUCGAGGAAGCUCGCCUAUCUGUGCCGGGAGACCGUCUUUACGGCCCGGCCAGCCCAGCUGCACCGGUCUUAGCUGUUGCUUCGGCUAUGCUGGAAGGCGAGCUAGAGUAUCGCAUGGGCAACUUCUCCACAGGUUUCGAAAUACUCCGCCGUGGAAUAGAGCUUGAAGACAAGCUACCUUAUGCCGACCCGCCAUUGUGGAUGCAACCUCUUCGUCACGCUUUGGGCGCGCUUCUUCUUGAGCAGGGUCACUCUGUGGAAGCAGAGCAACUCUACCUAGAAGACCUAGGUUUUAGCGACAACCUUUCCCGUCGCAAAGCGCGCAUCAAUAACAUUUGGGGUCUCCACGGCCUCCAUGAAUGCCUGGUUCGGAACGACAAGCAGGAUUGGAUAAAACACAUUCGCCUACAACGCGACAUUGCUGCUGCUAGUAGCGACGUCUCAAUACAUGCAUCCUGUUUUUGCCGGCUUUCAGCAAUGAACGUGGGGGCUUAG